GCGCGCAUUGGCUACUUUACGACGGAGGGACAUCCACACACACCCCAGUUAGAGGGAGGCAACCGCUGCGAGGAGUCAGAGCCGAGACACCCGAACAAUAACCAGACAGCUCCCCGAGCCCGGACACACAUGAGGCAGAGCGCGAGGGGGAGCGCCGGAGGCUUCCCUGCCGUGUAAAGCCAGCCGGAGACAGAACGGAGCGGAGGAGCGGGGAGGGACGUCCAGCACCGGCGGGAGGAAUCACCGCCACACGGCCGUUAUAUGUGAACGCCGCCGCGGGAUGAAGGGAUUGAGGCGCACACCAAAAUAUGUUUUCCUCUGGGACACAGAGCACAUCUCCUUCCUGAACGGCCAAAUGAAGUGGCAGAAGAAGAUAUUUCUGGCCCUCAUUGUCAUCUGUACUGUCAGUCUUCUGCUGCACCAUGGGGGCCACUUCACCUGGAACAUGGAGGCCUUCCGCUUUGGCUGCUCUCACCAGUCCCAAGGGACAAAGCCGAAACACACCCACAUUGUCUUCCUGAAGACCCACAAAACGGCCAGCACCACCAUGCAGAACAUCCUGUUUCGUUUUGCAGAGCGCAACAACCUGAUGGUGGCGUUGCCGGUCCAAGCAUGCGGUCAUCAGUUCUGUUACCCACGUACCUUCUCCUCUCACUUCGUCCAUCUGCACACGCUGCGACCAAACCUGAUCACCAACCACAUGCGCUUCAAUAAGACAGCAUUGCAGCGCCUGAUGCCAAAUGACACAAUAUAUAUUACAAUCCUGAGAGAACCAGCCUCCAUGUUUGAAUCCUUGUUUACAUACUACAGCCGACACUGUAUGAGCUUCAGGAGAGUCCCGAAUGGCUCUUUGGAAGCGUUCUUGGCAGAGCCGUCACAGUACUACAGGCCACAAGAGGUAGAGUCCAUGUACGCACGCAACACCUUGACCUUUGACCUGGGUGGAGACAAAGAUCGUCCAUCAAAAGACUUGGCUUAUGCACAUGACUUUGUUGCGGAGAUUGAAAAAGUGUUCUCCCUAGUAAUGAUUUCCGAAUACUUUGAUGAAUCACUUAUUCUUCUUCGCCAUCUUCUCUCUUGGGAUUUGGAGGACAUCCUGUAUGUCAAGCUGAACAUGCGGACGGAAAGUUCCAAGAAGAGAUUGUCUCCAGGUCUUCCUGAAAAGAUCCGUGCCUGGAAUUCCAUAGAUGCGUACCUUUAUGAGUACUUUAAUGCUUCAUUCUGGCUCAAACUGUCAGAUUUGGGUCUAGACUGUGUGGCGAAGGAGGUCCAACUUCUUCGACAGGCCCAACAGAGGCUAAUGAGAAGUUGCUUUGGUGGGAAAAUGCCACUUCCACGCCCAGCUGCAGAGAUCAAGAACAAGGAUCUCCGUCCCUGGCAGCCAAGCGACAAAGUCGACAUCGUCGGCUACGACCUCCCGGUAAAUAUAAGCCAUGAGGCACAGGAGCACUGCCUCAAGUACAUCAUGCCAGAGAUCUCAUACACGCGCAUCCUUCUACAUUCCCAGUCCUUGCGACAUCGUCAAAGUUUUCAGAGUCGCCCUCCACAAAAGUCACACACCCUCCAACAUCACAUGCGCACAACCCUGCCUCGGCAUUCUCAGGUCCACCGCAGCCAACCGGCGCCCUCUGUUGCUCAGCGCCCAGAUUCAGGAACAGAGUCCAAAUCUACCGCGAAGCAGAGUGAAGGAACUACGAAGCUAGGGCUUUAAUUCUCAAGCAAAAUGUGAAAAUCUCAUCAGAGCCCAGCAGACUGCACACUUCGACUCAUCCUGAUCCAAAAAAGACUACGAUGGCCAGUUCAUGAAACCCUGUGGAAGUCAAAUUUGUAUUUAGGAAAGCAAGUAAACUGGGCCACCUUUUCUCUCUGAAAACCCUUUUUAAUUAUGACUGAUGAAAGACAAAGGAUUAACCACGUCUGGACUUCAACCACAUUCUCCUCCUUUGGUGUGUGGAACAGUAAAAGUGAUGGAAAACCAAAAAGCAAGGACUAAACUGGAGCUAGACUCUGUGGAUUCAGGUGAAAGUGGUUGAAGGAAACCAGUUGAUGUAAGUCCUGGAACCAAUGACAAGGUACUAAUAAUCUGCUCCAUUGUAAGGCACAGAGUGUACUUUGUGUGCACCAGACUAGUUCUGUAUCCGAUUACUUUCCUUUAUUUUCUCUUUCUUCAGCUCUGGUUUCCUUGCUUUCUAAUUAGAAUAUAUGUUGCUUAAAGUCCUUCGGACACACAAUGACACUUGUGGAUCAACUGUCAGGCUUUCGAAGACCCACACCGAGUUCACCUUCUUAACCUUUCUUAUUUAUAAAGUCCAGAACUUAAAGCAGCAAAGAGAGAGACCAGAGAAAUGGCAGAGUCACGCAGACAUUACAUAGAUGUCUGGAUGCUGAGUUUUGACCACCCAUUAUUGUUAUGACUCACACAGACAGAGCCCAGAUACAGUGUAAAAUCUGUGCCUCCUUAACCUUUGACCUCUCUUGCCUCCCCCUGGAAUACUUUUCUCCAUUUCUCAGCCAGGCGCCCUUGCUGUUAUACCCUACAUCUGCACAGAAGCACCAAUGUCUUGGUUUAGUGCUGUUCAGAUCUGCUUUUGCCCUAAAUGCCACUGGCCACCUCGUCUUUCAAACGCGCCCUGUGGAAGUGAAGGCUUCAGCAGCGGAGACUGACGUGUGAACAUGGCUGCUAUUGCAAUAAGAUUCAUAAUCUUUUGAUAUUAAAGCCAUGGAUUCUUCAAUCAAGCCAGAACAUCUUUGCCCCAACCGAAGCCUACGUAUGAACAACGUGGGGCGAAGACGUGAAGACAGCCUAUGGCAAAAGCUCUAAGGUCACACACUUGUACAUUUUCAUUGCUCGACCAGUGAAAAGCUGCUCAUUCUGAACUGGAUCUGAAAUAUAGGAGUGGAAAUCAAGAGAGAAGGUAGACUUAAAGCCUGGUAAGACAGGUCGGCCGGUGAACUGUCGAACCGUAUCCACUUGAACUGUUGUCUGCUCAUAUUUAAGCUGUAAUUUUAUUUACAUCAUGGCAAGAGGAGCCAUUAAUGUAACUUAAAUGCUAAGUUAUAAGGAGCUUGUUUUAGAGAUUACGUAAGAGUUGCACAUGUGAGUCGGGAAAUGACUCUGCCUCAUGUUGAAAGAGGAGCAACAGUGUGGCUGGUAUUUUGAGUCUGUAUGGGGAGUCUGUAUGGGGAGUCCGUGUGUGGGUGUUGUGUGUGUGUUUGUGUCAUUAUGGCAAACUUGAUUGUAAGAAAUAUUAGACUAAUAUGUACUACCAUGAAACCAGCUUUGAGCCAUUUAGGUUUGUGUGGUGGAUGUUUUUUUUAAACACUGUAAGCUAUGAGGACAAAAAGUUAAGCCCAAAACGAUUCAUUCCCGCAACAAGCAGUUUGUUUCUGAUGAAAAAAAUGAAAGAUUGAAGGUAACAAUGUUAUAGGUGUGUCAACCUUAGAAAAUAAUAAGAAAUUAAUUACACAAUGACAAGUUAUCAAACAAUAUAGAAGCUUUUUUUUUUUUUUUUUUGGUAUGACAGUUAGUAAACCCUUCCUAAAGUUGUUGAUCCCUCGCUGGUAUUUUGGCCGUUUCCUUUCGGUGAUGAUCUCCAAGUCUUGCAGGUCGGAAGGCCUCCUUGCCAUCACCCAAAUCUUUAGCUUCCUCCAAUGAUUCUCCAUCAGGUUUGAGUUGGGACUCAGGCUGGCUAGCUCCAAAGUUUCAAAAGGAACUUGCUGGUAGGAAUAUUUUUGGGCUUAGCUGUAAAUGAAGGAAUGGACAGGCAUUUAAACAUUGAGAAAUGCAAUGCAGCCGCAGAACAAACAGCUCAAAAGGUGUUUGGGCAAAUUACCACACUGGUUUAAUCCUAUGUAAACAGGGCAAAAAACAUAUUUUGUGUGAGUUCAUUAAAUCUACACUAUCUCUUAUUUAUUAUCAGGGAUCUAGUAUUCCCAGUGCUGUGUUGUAUUUUUGCCUUUUGUUUGUAGUGAGGAAAGGUUGCAUUUCCAUCGCAUUAUCAUUGUGUCUGCUGCAAACCUCUUAAGGCAGUGCAGAUGGAAGAAGACGUAGGGCAGCAAUAUGAAAUAUUCAUUCUGUACGGAUCACUUCUGAAGCUCCAACGAGCCCAAUCACCCGAUACUUCAUUUUUUGUUUGACUCUAUUACUUGGCGUAUAACAAAGAAAGCACACAAACAGUUACACGAACAUAAACAAAGCAUUAUAAUUUAUGUUUUCAGAAGGGUGUGAAUAUUUAAAAGUCAAGUUGAGCUUGAAUUUUUAAAGUUUUGCAAUACAUAUAGUUUUUUGUUUGUUUUAUUUGAAGUAAUUUUACAUUUGAAGAGACAUGUUGUAUUUCUUGAAGGUGCAUAACACUGUAAUAGAGCGACAAUGGGUCUGUUUCAUUUUACAAACCCCCACCAAAGAUGCAUUAUAGGAUAAUCUCAUCUUUGCAUAUGUUCUUAAAUGUUUGUGGAAAAUGCAGACAAGGACUUACCUUUUAAAACAGCUAAUAGUGAUUUUUCUGUUGUAUUUGAAUGAGUUUGUGUGAAAACAUGUUGUGCUAAUUGCGUCUAUUCAUUGGGAUCAUAAAAUAUACCGUGAUGCUUUGAAAGUACUCAAACGUGACAGGUUGGUGUGUGUGUAACACUUAAGUCUUGUGAAGACAUUUGGAAACAGGACUAAGCUUUGAAAUACAGACUAUUGUACUUUAAUGGGCAAGAGUCAUCAUGUUCAGAAAACAAAUGAAUUACAAUUGGGUGUUAUUUGUAUAAAGUUACUCAAAUAACAUAAAUAUAAAACUAUGUGUAGUUUUAACGAGGUUUCCUUUGUAUCUUCACACAAGAGAAGCGACAAUUUUUUUUCAGUGUCUGAGCCAAAUGAAUGAUAGUCAUUUUUCUGACUUUCCUUCCAAAUUCCAGUGUGGUUGAUGUAAACUUGAAGUUAAUUUGUAGGACCAAGCUCUAUGUUGUGUGAAAACUAGUUGCAGAGGGACCUGCAGAGUGUGAGUGGUGUAACACUCAGUUUAUUCAGUACACAGCUACGUUAGUGCAGCGUGGUCAAACCCUUAAAAAAAAAAAGCACACUAAGUGAUUAUGUGUAGAUAACUGAGACUUUUAGCUGCUUCCUUUCACAAGAGUAAUGUUUUUUACACAACCACUGUCCAGCUCACAAAUAACAAGCAGACUAAUCUAGUCACACAGCUUGUAGAAAAAAGUGAGAUGAUGCAUUUGUGCAUCAAACCAGUGUUGUUCAGAGCUGGAGCAGGUCUGAAUACGGCCAGAAUUUAAUUCUCUGCAAUCACACAAGGGGAUUUGCUACUGCGGCAAAUUACAGGCCGACUGGGCUAAUCAGAAUUUGCUUUUAAACCCUGGCAGGGUUGCUGGUUUGUUAGGUCUCCAAUCUGUGGCUUUGUUACCCCAAGUGGAUAAAUUAUGACAUAAAUAUGUUAUGAGCUGCAGUUUGAUCUAGAAACUUGAUCAUCGCUACUUUCCUGUUGGAUUUGUUGUCAAAAUUAUGAUAUGAGCCUUUUAAAGCGAACCAUAAAGUUGGUAGCUUAACUUAUUGUGUACUGGCUUUGGGGGAAAGGUACAUUUUACAAUUAAAAUAUGAUUUUAUGUUUUGUUUUUUGGGGGGGGUUUUUUUGUAGAUUGUCAUUUCAUAAUGUGAAAUUGAAGUAAUUUUGAACAUUUUGGGUCCUUCGGGUUUUGUAUGAAACUGAUGUUUUGAGUAAUCGCAUCAUUUGUGUAAAGGGUUUAAAGCUGAACCACUGAAUCAGAUUUUCUGCCAUCUGUCCAGCGUAAUUUAUAUAGACAUGAAGGUAAAUGAAUCGGAUCAAAGCCGACGUGUGGAAAUGUUUCUUGUCUAACUAGGAUUCAGAUUAAAAAUGUGUCAGGUUUUUUUUUUUCCUGUAUUAGUUAUUCUUUUAUAAGUGAUUUGCUAUAAGUGCUCUAUUGUCUGAAAGAAGCAUUUGCAGCCCUUGUUUUUUCUUUUCUUUUCUUUUUAGUGGAAACAUGUAAUAGUCAUGAUGUUGUGUUCCUCUGUUUUUUUUUUGUUUUUUUUUUUAAAUGUGAAAAGUACUAUAAAAAUAUCUACAGUAAAAUUUCACAUUCCCAUCAGCAACUCUUAUUUUUAUUCAUAUGAACCUUCGGUAACAGGAUAUGUUUGUGUUUAGUAAAACAGGGAAUCAGACUAAAAGCGAAGGGUUUUAUAGAACAUGUUAUUCUGCUGACCAGGUCGUCCAUUUUAGCUUUGAUCUGAACACUGUUUUUCUUUCUCCCCAUUUCCUGUUUUCUAGGAUUUAUCUGUGAAUUAAGAUAUACGUAUAUAUAUAUAUAUUUUCUGAUUUGGUGAAAAAAGUGUGAAUGAAUGACGGGGUUCUGGAAAAAAAAAACAAAAAACAAAAAGAAAAACCAGGAGACAAUCAGAGCUCCAAAGCUUCGCGGUGAUGGAUUGUGAAUGUAAUGAAUAAAGCGAGAACGAUUUCA
This is a messenger RNA of Poecilia latipinna (sailfin molly), 6465 nucleotides long. It is a transcript of the gene gal3st3, whose product is annotated as galactose-3-O-sulfotransferase 3. The coding region runs from base 281 to 1711 and encodes 476 amino acids. Gene Ontology annotation, molecular function: galactosylceramide sulfotransferase activity. Gene Ontology annotation, cellular component: membrane. Lineage: Eukaryota; Metazoa; Chordata; Actinopteri; Cyprinodontiformes; Poeciliidae. Gene Ontology annotation, biological process: glycolipid biosynthetic process. The transcript has 4 exons. The record is from RefSeq and is a predicted model, not a curated record.